Mugil cephalus (flathead mullet) is the source of this 4436-nucleotide messenger RNA. RefSeq names its product gamma-aminobutyric acid receptor subunit gamma-3-like. Lineage: Eukaryota; Metazoa; Chordata; Actinopteri; Mugiliformes; Mugilidae. Gene Ontology annotation, molecular function: GABA-A receptor activity; transmitter-gated monoatomic ion channel activity involved in regulation of postsynaptic membrane potential; inhibitory extracellular ligand-gated monoatomic ion channel activity. The transcript has 10 exons. Gene Ontology annotation, cellular component: postsynapse; GABA-A receptor complex; synapse. The record is from RefSeq and is a predicted model, not a curated record. Gene Ontology annotation, biological process: signal transduction; nervous system process; regulation of postsynaptic membrane potential. Bases 99 to 1448 code for a protein of 449 amino acids.
UGUACUGGCACUUGGAUCGCAGCAGCGGCAGCAGCAGCGCGAGCCGGGGUCUCCGUCCACCAGUUCCUGUGCAACAGAGGUGAUCUGCGCAUGGGAAAAUGACAAUCAAGUUCAUCCUCUCCAUACUUCUGCUCGUCCGAGGCGCUCGUUCUGAUCUGCUGGAAUAUGGCGACGACGAAGAAGAUCACCACGAUACCACUGUCAAUCAAAUGCUGGUGCCGAGGUCGCACCAGGAGGACGCCACCCUCAUUCUGAACAACCUGCUGAAGGAAUAUGAUAAGACGCUGCGGCCAGACAUCGGAGAGAAACCAACAGUCAUCGAUGUGGGCAUAUAUGUCAACAGCAUCGGGCCUGUGUCAUCCAUCGACAUGGAGUACCAGAUCGAUAUUAUCUUCGCCCAGACCUGGGUAGACACCCGUCUGCGCUACAACAGCAGCAGCAUGCGGAUUCUGACCCUCAACAGCAAUAUGGUCGGACUGAUCUGGCUCCCAGACACCAUCUUCAGGAAUUCCAAGAACGCCGAUUCGCACUGGAUCACGACGCCCAAUCAGCUGCUCCGGAUCUGGAACAAUGGAAAAAUCCUGUACACGCUGAGGAUGACCAUCAACGCAGAGUGCCAGCUGCAGCUCCAUAAUUUCCCAAUGGAUGAACACUCCUGUCCUCUCGUCUUCUCCAGCUACGGCUACCCGCGAGACGAGAUUGUGUACAAGUGGAAGCGAAACUCAGUGGAGACCUCGGACCAGAAAUACUGGCGGCUCUACCAGUUCGACUUCAUGGGGCUCAGAAACACCACGGACGUGCUCACGACCACAGCAGGUGACUAUGUGCUGAUGACGGUUUACUUUGACCUCAGCAGAAGGAUGGGCUACUUCACCAUCCAGACCUACAUUCCCUGUAUCUUAACCGUGGUCCUCUCCUGGGUCUCCUUCUGGAUCAAGAGCGACGCGACACCUGCAAGGACGGCUCUGGGCAUCACCACGGUGCUGACCAUGACCACCCUGAGCACGGUGGCCAGGAACUCGCUGCCGAGAGUGUCCUACGUGACCGCCAUGGACCUCUUUGUCACCGUCUGCUUCCUGUUCGUCUUCGCCGCCAUGAUCGAGUACGCCAUGCUCAACUACUACUCCUACAGCAUACGCAGACCUCCUCCCAAGACGCAGAGAAUGGCCUACUCGUCAUUCAACAUGAGUCGCAACUCUCGGACCAUGAUGCCCAUGGCCAACUCCUUGUUCUGGCACGACUACGAGGACAACUGCCUGUACGAGUGCCUGGACGGGAAAGACUGCAAGAGCUUCUUCUGCUGCUACGAGGAGUGUAAAGAAGGCGGCUGGAGGAAAGGGCGGAUCCACGUCAACAUCAGCGAGCUGGAUUCCUACUCCCGGGUCUUCUUCCCCACCUCCUUCUUGCUAUUCAAUAUUGUCUACUGGGUCAGCUACCUCUACCUCUAGUCGGUCUCGGGGCUGUGAUCUGCGGGGGUGGGCCGUGCCUAGACAGCCCCCCACCAGUUUGCACUGUGGCACGUGAUUUGAGGUCAAUAGGUGGACCUUCUCUGUGGGAACUGCGGAGGACAUGCUGCCACUGGAGUGGUAGGAUGUAUGGGGAAAAAGUGCACCUGUGCCGUGGCGCGCAGUGUUAAGGCCAUGACACAUUGAGCAGCGGCACUCCACGGUGAAUAAAACGCUCAGCAGUAGAAAAAGAAGCCGCCAGCACCAUCUCAAAUGGAUAGGUCCCAUUUAUAGCUCUCAGAAACCAAACAACAGACAGCUGUGACUUCAGAGACGUUCCGGGACUGGGUGGCAUAGCUCAAUCUUGGUCGUCGAGAUGGCGAAGCACCCAUAGUGCCUUCUUUAGAAAGGGUGCGGCACCGAGAGACGCAGCUUAAGAGUCCCCUCCAUUAUCUUUAUUACCUCGUCCAUCACAACCACCGCAUGCUGAGCUGUUUAUUCUUUGAAGAAACAAAACCCGGAUCACAAUUCGCACCACUGGAGAUGUUUAAAACUCACCGUUCAUUUUGUAGCACAUUAGUUUUAGUUGUACCCUAGGAUUAGUUCUCUUUUCUAAAAAUGGUAAAGUUUUCUUGUUCUUCUUAUUCUUCUUCUUCUUAGAAUUAGUUGUUCUUUCACAGCGAGUCAACUAGCUCCCACAUCGGCUGUUAAUUGUAAAAUAUGGGUUAGAGGCGAGGGCAGUGGUCGUCCAGUAAAAUCUUGUUAAUUGAGUCAGUGAGCUUUUUGUUCAUGAUGCUGUAUGAGCAGGCGGUGCAGUUUACGGAAAACGUCAAGAAGAUUUGUGUGUUUUUAACGGGCUAAUGUAUAACAUGACAUGACGUACAUUAGUAUAAAUCCAACACUAAACAUGCAAAUCGCAAUCCCUUGGCCGAAUAUGUAUCUCACACUACAUGAAUAAAUAAGUAAGGGUUAGAGCAGUACUCGUUUUGAGAAGAGAUAUAUUAAAUCAGAUUUUAUUUUACAAAAUCGUAUUCUUAUUCAUAUGAAAUAUUUUAAUAUUAUAAAUGGGCUAAAUAACAAGGUUUGACAUUUGGAGAAAUUUACUCACAUGUCAUCUCAAAUAAGGACCAGAGCUCUUGUUUAUCUUCGCGACCGAGGCUAGGGACAAUGUAAGCUACUGUAGCCAUAUUUAAAGCUAGCAGGCAGUGGCUAGCAAACAUAGCACAAAGAGUGGAAACAGGGCUAGGCAUCUAGAUCCGUCCAGGAACUUGAAUGUUUCCUGUUUUUUUAAAGGCCAAAGACCAGUAAAUGAUUUGGCAGCUUUUCUUAAUUUAAUUUUUAUUUAUUACAAAACAACACAUAUGGAGCCAAGCUAAGUUUCUGCGAUUCCAGACUCCAGGCUAAGAUAAGUUAGCUUUCUGCUGGGUGCAAUAUAACAUUUGAUUUAACAUGAGAAAACUUCAAUUUACUCCCAAAAUAUUCUAAACAAUCCAACUUAUGAUCCCAGAGAAACCAUAAGCUAAAUAAAUAUACGGGAUAUUGGCACAAAACUGCAGAAAUAUUAGCGUUCAGCUACAAUCCACUUGAACCCUUAAAGCACAUAAAUGCAUACACUGCACAUGCCCUAUUUAUUUUCCAUUACAGCCAUUCCGUUUCAGAAGUACAGCUUGAGCACAUAAAAUUGGAUCCUUGAUGAAAGCCUCAAUUUUGUUUCCCUUUUUUAUUUCCUGACGGAAAAAAAAGGAAUUUGCGGUGUCCUGCCAAAAGCAGGACCUUGAGGCACAUCCUCCUGUGCCCGGCUGGCAAUGAUCACAGGUGCUGCGAAAUAGGUUCCAUAUAUUGUGAUACACAUAUGUGGUACACAAGGGCAGUGCUGAAAAAUGGAUGACACAUGAUUCAUGCUGAUGACUUGAUGGAGUCCCGCAACCUCUCCUCAGACAUGUAAAAUUGAUGCCAUAUGUGGAGGCUUAUGGACGCACGCUCUGGAGAAAUAAGAAGGGAUGGACGGUAGCACCGAUGGCGUUCUGGUUAUGUUUACUGUCCUAUGGUGUUUUAUGCAGUCGUUUGGCUUUGUAGAACAAUCAGCCCCCCCUCCCCUUCCCCUUUUUCCCUCCUCUGCCCAAACACACACUUUUUUCCCCCUGGUAUUUGUAUGUUCAGAGAAAAGCUUUUAUGUAAGACGUAUCUAAUUAAUGUUUCUAUUUUCAUACCGUUAUAUAUGGAAUGUAUGUUAGGCCUGUAGCGAGGCCGGAGUCGAUCUGGUUCCAGUUCAGUCAGUUCAAGCAGCAUAAAUGAGUUUAUAUUUAGUGGCCCUACAUAUUCAUGAGGUCUCCGGAACCAUUUGUGUCCUGUCCAGAGGUUUGUAAUUGCAAAUCAAAUCGCCUCGAGUGAUGCUAGAGGAGCAGCAGAAGGGCCAUUACCCUGUGGGCCAUUACUUACUCUGCUGAUUUAACAUAUUAGCUCAUGUGAGAAAUUUCAUUAGUAUUCGAUUAAUCUAUCUGUGUAUGUAUCUAUCUAAGAACUGACUGAAGUGACCAAAGCUUGGCCAACACCGCAGUAAACUCUCCUCACCUCUGAUUUUUCUACUACACUUUAUAAGUGUCUUAGUCCGUUGAGAUACUUCAAUAAAUCAAAAUCACUAUUUUCUACGUGUAAAUGCAAAUCACCUGUGUGUUUCAACUGACUGGGACCUGUGUUUAUGAAGCAUCUUUGAAAUCAAGAGUACUAACCCAGGAUCACCAGUGGUGGACGUCGUGAAGUGAGGUCUCCGGAAACGUGUUACUAAAACCAGUUUUGCUUUGAUUGUCGGCGAGAUCUCCGGUGUGUUGGGGCUGUGCAAGGAGAUGAAAAAAAAAAAAAAAAAGCCACUCUGAUCUUGGAUCAGCACUCCGAAGGGAAAUAUUUUAUGAAAACAGGAUCUGGAGUGAAAAUAGGUAUCUUUUUUCUAGUGCGUGGUACAUUGCUUAUAUUAAUAAAUAAUGUUUUGGUCAA